AUGAUAGCAAAUUUUGUCCUGUUCGUAAUCCUGACUAUAAAAACAUACUCCUGUUUUCAUGUAAAUUAUAAAAUUUUAUCAAGCCGGAACGACAAGCAGAAUUAUGUGAAAACAAUUUCGUCCGUCAAUUAUUUGUAUAGCAAAUGUUCACUUAACAAAUGGUUUCCCUAUAAAUGCCUUCAAAAUAGUCAGCCAAGGAAAUACAAAAAUAAACUGUUGUCUUUUUUUUCAAAUUAUUUUACCAAUGAGCAAGACAGAUAUACUCUAAAUAAAGAGGAGAAGGAAUACCUAAGGAAGCUUGGGAAAACCGAGAGAGACAACUACAACGAGUUGGUUAAGGCCCACGAUGAGUUCAUUAAAACGUGUAAUGACAUUAAGAGCAAAUUAAAAUAUAAAGAUAUGUUUUUUUUUAUCACACAGAAAAUAAUUCAAAGAAAUUUGCACGACUUUAAAAGGAAGCAGAAGUUUCACCUGUUUGGAAAUGAUGAGUAUACCAGCGAGCUCUCUGUUGACUACAUAAAGAGCGCGAACAUAGAGGAAAGGGUAAAGGAACAGGUGCUGAAAAACCUGGGCGAAGAGUUGGGAGGCAGUGGGUACUUCCUCUUCCGAAUCUUUAAGUGGAAGAGCCUCCUAGAAGUAGUUAACAUUAGCACACUGAUGCUACCAAUCAGUGCACUUGGCUUGUUUCUCUCAAAGAUGGGCUUCUUUUCCGUCGCAGUGAAUAUGUUACUCACGACCCACUUCUUAACAUUCAGCAAGGACGGAAAGAGGAAAAUGAAAAUACGCACCUUACUCUUAACACUGCUACCGAUCCUAGUGCACUCCUCCCUCGGAGUGCUUUGCAGCAACAUAUUCCUCAAGCACUACCGGGCACAGAUCCCCUCAUUUAUCAAAAGCGAAAAUAUUUUGUCUUUUUUCAUAAAUGUGCAAUUGUAUGUAGCCUCCCUAGUGUAUUUUGUUAACACUGACAAGGAGGACGAUUUGGAAGAAGGGGAUAUAAAAAAUGAUUAUCCUGAUUUUAAUAAUGAUGAGUCCAUGGAGCAAAGUAGAUAA
Messenger RNA from Plasmodium cynomolgi strain B, 1053 nucleotides. RefSeq lists its product as hypothetical. The transcript is spliced from 4 exons. The record is from RefSeq and is a predicted model, not a curated record. Lineage: Eukaryota; Apicomplexa; Aconoidasida; Haemosporida; Plasmodiidae. Bases 1 to 1053 code for a protein of 350 amino acids.